AUGCAUUCGCUCUCCGAGCUGGAUAGUUCCGACAAUGAAGAAGAUGAGGCCCUGCAUGUGCCAAUCAACGAAAUCAAACGAUGGAGGAAGCUGGCAAAAAAACGGAAUGCAAAAGCAACUUCUUUCCUUUGUGAUGAACAAGCACGAUUCCUGAAUAUGCUAUGGAUCCUUGUUACAGCACCGUGCAUGAAGCUCCAUUGGCUUCUCUUCAAGACAGCGACAUGGUAUUCAGAUCGAGAUCGAAAGAAGCACAUGCAAAUGGAUCCAACAGUCAGCGAUAUAGAAGAACAAACCUUGACAGUGGGGCAGUUUUGUAUUCCAUCCAAGAACCCUGGUCUAAAGGUGAUGAAAGAACUUCAAUCCCAGCUGGAGGACCCAAGCUCGGCUUUGAGGUUGCUGUGUUUCUUCUUCGGCGAUUUCGAAGGUUGGCCUCAGGCUCGGAAGCGAAUUGCUCUGAGGUCUAUACUACUCACUGUUGGCCAGUUGGCAAGAAAAGUGAUCGAGCCUUUCCUUUCGUAUCCAUGGAAGCUAUAUGAACUAUCCCUCCCCGACAUAGAUCUGGACUGCCAGAAAAGCCUGGUUCGAGCACUAUGUGAUGCCCCCGCGUGUUGUUUGGAUGCUGGCUUUAGUGGCAAGUUGAAGGCUUUGGCCGUGAGAGAGGCAGCGGUAGAACAAGGUUUAUCGAGUGAAUUCAGGGAGUUCAUGCACACGGUGUUUGAAAGAGUGGUGCUAACAUCGACCUUUGUCGAGCGAAAGUUUGCUCAUUUCACCCAUUGGACAGAUGUCAAAGGGAAGGGAGUCUCCUUGGCGCUUUUAGCAGCAAAGCAUGUCACCAGGGCUUUUAAAGAUGCUGUAGAGGUUUGGAAAGAUCGUAUCAAGGCACCUCGCUCUCAGAGCUGGUCCAGUCGUCCUUCCUGGUGUCGCAAAAAGGACACAACAGCACGACAGAAUGGCUUCCACUUGUUUGCCGCAGAAAGACGUGAGUCCAUGAGAGGUUCCUGUCGUGGACAGCAGGCAUCGAGGCAGUUCCUAGAAGAAACGCAGGAGGCGUGGCGUUUGUUGAGCGAUGAUGAGAGACAGGCGUGGGGCGAGCGAGCUCGGCAGAGCAAUGCUCGGAAAGCAGCUUUGCAACUUGCGGCUGCUGCACAACAGCCGCCCGACGUUCGUGGCGGGCCUUGGAACUUAUCUGUGCCCUCUGGGCAGUGGCCGUUGUCUGAGGAGUGUAUGACGGAGUUUCUGAGCUCCCAGAAAUUUGACGCAACUCAACGUCGAUGGGCUGAGGCACAUGCGAUUCCGACGUCAGUCCGGGAAGAUAUCGCCGUUCGUGAUGAUCGGACCUUGUUCCAAGUGUGUCCACAUGGAGCUUGUCUUGCAUGUUGUUCUCAAGAAGUGGUCGCUGUUUUUGGCCGUUUGCACACAUGCUUGUCCGUGCUGAUCAAGAGAUUCGACCCAGCGAAGAAGAAUAUCAGCGCUUUGCCCCUGACUCUCUUAUUUGAGUGCAAGGAACAGAACGUCGUUGCAAUCUUUAUGCUUGCAUUUCGUACGUAUAUGCACAAUAUUGAUGCAAUUUUUCUGGAACUCGAUUCGGACAAAGAUCUCACAGGCAACUCGAAUCCUCCAUUCAUUCUCAAGUUCAAGAAAGAGACACUCAAUCAUAGAAUCAUAUGCGUCAACGAUUUGUCCCUGUGCAAGAUGCUGGCAACCAGAGGUCGGACGUGGGAUAUAUUUCGUUUGUCUUUGGGAGAUUUGCAGCGGGACCUGUCUUCUUUUCCGGUCUCUGAGAAGUUACCACACGAUUGGCAAGAUCUCUUGUCCGAAGCAGCGCAGUUGAAGGAACAAGAGCGUGCACUCAGGGCGGUGCGAUUGUUGCAGAGAGCACAGAGGCCACGGCCACGGUCUCAGACCAGGCGUGGCCGGGGCCGAGGCAGACGUCUUGGCAGAGGCAGAGCCGCCCCUGCUCGUGUUGCGGCAGGUGAUGACGGGGAUGACGAAGGGGAAGCAGUAGACGAUGGCGAUGCAGUUGAACCUCAAUUUUCGGAUUGGGAUGAACUUUUCAGUGGAGAAGAUGAGGAUGAUGUGUGGGGGCUUGAACAGUCCGAGAACCCAGAGUCACAUGGGGGAGGAAGAUCGGAAAGGUCUGAAAGGCCCUCGGGUUCAGCAGGCGCUGAAUCAUCAUCCGCUGUCUCAGCUGGAAGAAGUGCUGGAGGCGAUGCCGUUCCUCCUCCGCCUGUGCCUGUGCCCGUCGCUGAGAAUCCACCACAGGCUCUUCGCCGAAAUCAGCGAAGAGCUAUAGCUUGGGGCCCUUUUAUGUUGUCACCCAUCGUUCCUCAUCAUGGAAGACAAACUGGUUGGGGUGCAAUCUGCAAUCUACACGUGGAUCGUGGUGAGGGGGCUAGCAGCACCCAGUGCAAAAAGGCAGUAUCAUAUGGGGGCAUGGAUGAUGCUACUUGCAUUAUCCGACUCAAGCGUUGGCUUUGCGCCGGCUUGCACGAUGAUGACUUUCCCCCAAUGAACCCACGAACCCAUCAUGUGAGAAUGGGGGGACCGGGUCUUGUGAAUUUCGCGGAGGGCAAAGACGAGGAUGAAAUGGACAACGAGGUGCAAGCUUACCUCAACAAUGGCCCGGGCUAG
This is a messenger RNA of Symbiodinium sp. CCMP2456, 2631 nucleotides long. The record is from the annotation of a GenBank genome assembly. NCBI's taxonomy places the organism in Eukaryota, Dinophyceae, Suessiales, Symbiodiniaceae.